AUGGAGGCCUUCGAGACAUACCAAACUCCACUCUCGAGCCGAUAUGCGAGCAAGGAGAUGGCAAAUCUGUUUUCUCCUGCUAAACGCUUCUACACCUGGAGGACUCUGUGGUUGAACCUUGCUAUUGCGGAGAAGCAACUCGGACUUCCCAUUUCCGAUGAAGCGAUUGAGCAGAUGAAGGCCAACUUGGAUCUAACUCCCGAACAAUUCGAAAUCGCGGCCGCAGAGGAGAAAAAACGGAGACACGAUGUUAUGGCGCAUGUCCACACCUUUGGCCAGGUUGCCCCAGCUGCCGCUGGAAUCAUCCAUCUAGGAGCUACUUCUUGCUACGUCACUGACAAUGCGGACCUGAUCUUCCUUCGCGAAGGACUCGGAUAUCUUAUUCGCGGUCUCGCGGUUCUCAUCUCGCGCCUCUCAGCAUUCGCAGCACAGUAUCGUGAUCUUCCGACACUUGGUUUCACCCACUUCCAACCUGCGCAGUUGACCACUGUCGGCAAACGAGCUACCCUUUGGAUCCAAGAGCUUCUGUGGGAUUUGAGGAACCUCAAGCGCGUGCGAGACGAUAUUGGCUUCCGUGGUGUCAAAGGUACUACCGGCACACAAGCCAGCUUUUUGGCGUUGUUCGAUGGGGAUCAUCAAAAAGUUGAAGAGCUGGAUGAGCUUGUCACUAAGUUGUCUGGGUUUGAGUAUGCUUACCCAGUGACUUCGCAAACCUACUCUCGCAAGAUCGAUGCAGACGUUUUGGCUCCUCUUGCCUCCCUCGGCGCCACAGCUCACAAGAUCGCCACUGACAUCCGGCUCCUGGCCAACUUGAAGGAAAUCGAGGAGCCUUUCGAGUCGACUCAAAUAGGCUCGUCUGCCAUGGCGUACAAGCGCAACCCCAUGCGCUCCGAGCGUGUUUGCAGUUUGUCCAGGCAUUUGAUGGUCCUCCACCAAAACGCCCUCAUGACCUCCAGCGUACAAUGGUUCGAAAGGACUCUGGACGAUAGCGCCAACCGUCGUAUUACUCUCCCCGAGGCAUUCCUGACCGCAGAUAUCGUCCUAUCGACGCUGCAGAACGUCUCCGAGGGAUUGGUUGUCUACCCCAAAGUCAUCGCCCGCCGCAUCUCGCAGGAGCUGCCCUUCAUGGCCACUGAGAAUGUCAUCAUGGCUCUUGUUAAGAAAGGAGGUGACCGUCAGGAAGCUCACGAAAAGAUUCGCGUCCUAUCCCACGAAGCUGGUCACCAAGUCAAGCAGCUAGGUUUGGAGAACGACCUAAUCGAGCGCAUCCGCGCAGACCCAUACUUUGACCCCAUCAAAGACGAUCUUGACUCUCUUCUGGACCCAUCGAGCUUCAUCGGUCGCGCUCCUCAGCAGGUCGACUCUUUCCUUGAGAAGUGGGUCAAACCUGCGUUGGAAGACCCCGAGAUCAAAGCUGCCAUUUCAAACAGCAAGAAGGUUGAUUUGAACGUUUAA
Molecule: messenger RNA, 1455 nt
Organism: Psilocybe cubensis
Lineage: Eukaryota; Fungi; Basidiomycota; Agaricomycetes; Agaricales; Agrocybaceae
Exons: 9
Coding region: 1-1455 (484 amino acids)
Biological process (GO): 'de novo' AMP biosynthetic process
Cellular component (GO): cytosol
Molecular function (GO): N6-(1,2-dicarboxyethyl)AMP AMP-lyase (fumarate-forming) activity; (S)-2-(5-amino-1-(5-phospho-D-ribosyl)imidazole-4-carboxamido) succinate lyase (fumarate-forming) activity
Source: RefSeq, a predicted model, not a curated record